AUGCUUGGAUCAAGAUUUCAGAGAUUGCUUCUAAUUCUUGGGGGCUUUGGCUCCGCACAGGAUCCGUAUCCAGGAUGUGACCCUGAAAAAUGUCCUCAAAUGGGAACAACCUUUUCCUGCGGUGUCGUUAUAAAAGAGUACCCAAACUCCCAGGAUGAAAACGGUGACAAUUUGGUUAAGUGCGGGUACAUGAUCACUGGCUCAAGAUCAAAGUAUUCGGAGCUUCAGGAGCUCUGCAAAAAUAUGGCACCGAUGGCCCGUGAUAGCGAGUGGGAAGCUGGAGAGGGCACUGGGGAUAUGAUCUCUCUGGAGAAUCAGGUUCAACAGGAUAUUUUAACUUAUCACGUGAAGAAUAUCACUGUGAAUCCAAACAACCCGAACUCAUUCUACUAUCCGUACGUUUACAUCGGCUUCCGGCGAUUAUGUGGGACAUGUCCGUGGUUUUGGGAAGAUGGAAGUCCAGUUUCAUGGACCCACUGGCUCCCUCCCAGCUACCCAACAACCAGUACUUACGCAAACUGCGCGUGGAGCUACGCGUAUGGUACAUACGAGGGCGAAUGGCGCAACUACGCUUGCUACUCGAGCUAUCCCGGAUACUGUGAAUACUUUCCCAAGGGUCGUCCUUCACCUAAACUCAUCCCGCUUCCGAAUCCAGUUAAGAAUGGCGGCUGUCUUGCCGGUUGGUGGAAGUUUGGCGGCUACUGUUACAAACAAAUCGGCUUCAGCAACAAUAUCUGGGACGAGAGCCAAUACAAGACCUACGACGACGCCAAUGCUCAGUGCAACAAUCUCUGGUCUGGCGCAACACUCGCAAUGGUUCCUUCUCCUCAACACAACGCCAUGGUUGCUGCUCUCCUUGGACCACAUACAGCUGGAGGCAAGAGCCCGUGGAUCGGAGUGAAGAGCUUCGCGCAAAAUGAAUAUUAUUUUGCGAAUAUAGAUCAGACGCGCAUUUAUUACUCGAAUUGGGUUGCCAGUAAACCAAAUCAUCUUCAUCUCGGUUUGGAGAACUGCGUCGAAAUGAAGUGGAAGCCUGAGUGGAGCUACAACGGCGGGGUAGAAGCUGGACAGUGGGAGAAUCGAAACUGUAAUGAAAACAGACCCUAUGUCUGUUCCCGCGCAGAGGACUCUUCCAUCGGUAACUAUGUAUUCCCAACUGAUCAGACUUGGGCGAACCAAACCUGUCCCGAGGGAUGGAUCCCUAAGGGCGCCGCUUGCUACAAGUUCUCGACCGAUAAAAAGACCUUUGAUGAUGCUUCAAAGUACUGUCAAGACACCGUGAAGCAAGAAGUCAGCGGCGCAAUCAAGGGCGAUUUGAUGACCUUCUGGGAUGAUUACGAGCGCAAUCAUGCGUAUUCCUUUUUCCGUGACGAUUCCGUCGACAAUCGAAACGAUGUUACUCUUCCAUUCUUUGGCGACUAUGGCAUUUGGGUUGGUCUGGAUAAAAGACGGAACAAUACUUGGAGAUGGAUUGAUGACUGGCCGAUGACAGGAACUCAUUGGGCACCAGGAAAACCUCAGCCAAACAGUAACGGAGGCAAAGAUUGUGCUUUCAUCAAUAAAGAUGGCUACAUGACUGACGAAUCGUGCUCUACUCCGAUGCCAUUCAUCUGCAAGGCGGAAUUCGUCGACUAUACUCCAAGCUGGCGGGACUCCAUCUCCAAUCUUGGUGAGGCUUUGGAUUGCCCUGAUGGCUGGACGGAAUUUUACGAUCAUUGCAUCAAGGGAUUCAAGGAGCAGGUUACCUGGUUCACUGCCCGACAGACCUGCGAAUCAAGCGGAGGCGACUUGGUUUCGAUUCACUCUGAAUUCAAAAACAACUUCGUCAAGCAGCUCUACAGCGAUCUGAAAGUGCCUUAUCCUGAUGAGCCUGGACCAUGGAUCGGUCUUCGCGAAACUCCCACUCCAGAAUGGUCUGAUAAGUCCUCUGUUGCGUUCAUCAACUGGGCGAAUGGGCAGCCCGAUGAUUAUGAAGGAAAUGAAGCGUGUGGACAGAUGAUCACAUCCGGCGCGUGGAAUGAUGAGAUGUGCGACAACCAACAUCCCUUUAUGUGCCAAAGAGUCAGGACGUAUUCCUACUGUGCUGCUGCAGCAGAGGCUGGAAAGUUUGAACAGUGUGGAUAUGCAGGAGUCAGUGAGGAACAGUGCGUAAAAGAAUUCCAAUGCUGCUGGAACCCAAUUCAGCCGGUGAAAUGCUUCGCGCCGAAGAAACCUGGUCUCCAUCCUGGCAUAACAGCAGGUGCGGCAGUUGCUGCAACGCUUUUCACCGUCGGCAUUGUUGGAGGAGCAUAUAUUUACUACACAAAAUAUGGCUUUGGAACACCAGGCUCUGGCGGAAUUUCGAAUCCUGUGGCAUAA
Oikopleura dioica is the source of this 2358-nucleotide messenger RNA. NCBI's taxonomy places the organism in Eukaryota, Metazoa, Chordata, Appendicularia, Copelata, Oikopleuridae. The record is from the annotation of a GenBank genome assembly.